UAUUAUCUAUAGUGUUUUGAAUUUAAUCGAAACGAUUUUUUUAUUAGUUUUGGCAUUUGGUUGCGUUGAUAUACGAAAGAUGUUUCGGUUUCUAUUUAUUAGUUUGUUUUGUUUUACAUUUGUGUGCUGUCAAACCGUGAACAAUGUGCGUCUAAUAGAGCCAAUACCAUACAUGGUUAAAGUGAUCACAGAGACUGUCCAACGGCUUGAAGAUGCUGAAUGGUGCAGUUUGAAAGUACCUGACGUCGUUGUUAAUAUGAACGAAGUAAUAUUCGGCUCGUCAGUCACGGGUACAGUCGAGUAUAAAAAUGGUUUCGUGGUUGCUAUACGUCACGUCGACAUCCUGCAACAUAGUCUCGGUCAAGUAUGGAGGUUCGAUAGAGUUCAGAAUAUGACUACAGUUGAGGUCACCGGUACUUUAAGGUUUAGUGACGUCACAAUAGGUUUUGAUGUGGAGACGACGAUAGAGGGAGCUGUUAAACGGUACACUGCAGAACUAUUAGUACCGCUUGUGUCAUUCGAUAUGCGUGUUAUAAGAGACAUGUUCACUGAGAAUAUCAACGUGACAGUUGUACCUCUCGUUAUCACCCGAAAUAGAGUUAAAAUGGAUUUUAUGCCCGUAGAUGACCUCACAGAUGUAUUCUCUAAUUUGUUUAACUUCAACUCUAUAUCUGAAGCUGCGAUCGUAUGGGCUUCCGACUUCCUGAGACCAUUCGCCCUCAACGCAGUCGAGAAUGUCGUCGAUUAUCCCGAGAUUUGCUAUGAUUGUCCAGUUUCGUAAAUAAAUAUGAUACACAA
Papilio polytes (common Mormon) is the source of this 798-nucleotide messenger RNA. RefSeq lists its product as uncharacterized. The coding region runs from base 80 to 781 and encodes 233 amino acids. The record is from RefSeq and is a predicted model, not a curated record. The transcript has 5 exons. NCBI's taxonomy places the organism in Eukaryota, Metazoa, Arthropoda, Insecta, Lepidoptera, Papilionidae.